Molecule: messenger RNA, 1194 nt
Organism: Colossoma macropomum (tambaqui)
Lineage: Eukaryota; Metazoa; Chordata; Actinopteri; Characiformes; Serrasalmidae
Gene: arr3a
Product: arrestin 3a, retinal (X-arrestin)
Exons: 15
Coding region: 1-1194 (397 amino acids)
Biological process (GO): signal transduction; G protein-coupled receptor internalization; visual perception
Molecular function (GO): G protein-coupled receptor binding
Source: RefSeq, a predicted model, not a curated record
AUGAAUGGGCGGAUGCAUUUUUUUCAUUCCUUUUUCUCUUUUCUGUGCAGGGUUUUCAAGAAGACCAGCGGCAGCAACCAGCUGACUCUGCUCCUGGGGAAGAGAGAUUAUGUUGAUCAUGUGGACAAAGUGGACAUUGUUGAGGGUGUGGUGAAGAUUGACCCCACUGACCUCGGUGACAGGAAAGUGUGGGUGCAGCUGUGCUGCGCGUUCCGUUACGGCCGCGAUGACCUGGAUGUUAUCGGCCUGUCCUUCAGGAAGGACAUCUGGAUCCAUCACAUCCAGCUUUAUCCAGACGCCGGAUACAAACCCACCCUGACAGAAAUGCACGACACGCUGCUGAAGAAAGCGGGAGAGCAGAGCUACCCCUUCACCUUCGAGAUCCCCACCAACCUGCCCUGCUCAGUCACUCUCCAGCCUGGACCAGACGAUAAGGGCAAGCCCUGCGGAGUGGACUUUGAGGUGAAGACCUACAUGGCCAAAGCAGCUGAAGACCCAGACGAGAAAAUCGACAAAAAGGACACCGCCCGGCUCGUCAUCCGCAAAAUCCAGUUCGCUCCCGAUAACACUGGAUCUGGACAGAAAGCUGAAAUCUGCAAGAGCUUCAUGAUGUCUGACAAACCUGUUCUUCUGGAAGCUACUCUGGAUAAAGAUAUUUAUUACCAUGGAGAAGUCAUCCCUGUUAAGGUGAAGGUCAAGAAUGACACCAACAAAGUGGUGAAGAAAAUCAAAAUUACUAUUGACCAGACCACAGAUGUGAUUCUGUAUUCCGCGGAUAAAUACACCAAGAAUGUUCUGACCGAAGAGUUCAAUGAGACGGUGGAGGCGAAUGCAACGUUUGAGAAGACUCUGCCCAUCACCCCCCUACUGGCCAACAACAAAGAGAAACGUGGUCUCGCUCUGGAUGGACGACUGAAGGAAGAGGACACUAACCUGGCCUCCACCACUGUUCUGCGGCCCGGAAUGGACAAGGAAGUUCUGGGAAUUCUGGUGUCAUACAAAGUCAAAGUUAACCUCAUGGUGUCCGGCGGAGGCCUGUUGGGAGGUCUAACAGCCAGUGAUGUAACAGUGGACCUGCCUCUGACUCUGAUGCACCCCAAACCCACAGAUCUCCAGGUCAGAGUAGAUCCUUCGUUUAGUUUCCCUCAGAAGACACACAAUGAGACACAGCAGGAGAACUGGAAGAACAUGUGA